AUGCCUCCUUACAUCCCAUAUUCACAACCAACGAUUUAUGACUUCCCGGGUUACGACAAAGCUCCCUUCGACGUCGAGAUCAUCGUGAACCAUGACGGGUCCACCAGCGAGCUGCACGCCCACAGAUACAUCUUACAGCGAUGCAGUUGGUUCGAGAAGCGUCUGCGUAGCUCCGCAUUGAAUACAACACCACACUUCUUUUUCAAACAGAACAUGUUGGCCAUGUCAGAAGGGAAACAGGUCAUCUCUGUGCAAAACAAGGACCCUCUCUUCCUCCGCUUGUUCGUCAAGUACCUAUAUAACAACGAACUCGAGGAGCAGGAAGUCGUGAGCACUGUAAGUGGCAUGGCGGGCAUGUCCAAGUGGGCCGCGCAGCAUCAGUAUAACUUUCGGCGCCUACUGGGCUAUGUAACUCUCUGGGAGCUGGGUGAAGUCUACGACUCGCCUCACUUUGUCUAUCUGCUGACAGAGAGGUUCAUCACUGUUACAGAACAGAUGGAACCAAGAGACCUGGGCUGGUGGAUCGAUUGGUACCAUAGCUAUCACAUGGAUCAGUGGAAUGAUGGGUCCUGGGCAAUGAUUGCCAAGGCGGUCCUACGCAACAAGAUAUUCCUAUUCCAUGCCGCAUUUUUACGGCUGAUUGAGAGGUUUCCGGCACUGGGAACCGCCAUACUGAUCGAACAAACCAAACAACUGGAAGAGUCAGAGUCGUUUGCUUGCUACUUCAGAGACCAAAAGGAGAAGAAAGCGGGAUGGUUUACGUCAUCUACCAAUUUCUCGCGAUAA
This is a messenger RNA of Pyrenophora tritici-repentis Pt-1C-BFP, 786 nucleotides long. Its product is annotated as BTB domain containing protein. Lineage: Eukaryota; Fungi; Ascomycota; Dothideomycetes; Pleosporales; Pleosporaceae. The record is from RefSeq and is a predicted model, not a curated record. Gene Ontology annotation, molecular function: protein binding.